UUUCUUUGUGGUGAAAAUUGUUUCCCCGUUUUGCUUUUCCCAUCGGUAGUGUUAGGUGACUAGAUAAGUUGGGCUAGUUAUCUUCAAAGGUGUCCAAGGAGGAGCAGCGAGGAUGGAGCUGUACGAUUCGGCACGGUAUGGGUCGGUGUUUAACAGCAUUUUCCUGUCGACCGAAACGUCCGAAUCGGGCGAGCACGGGUCGGCGGGCUCGAAAAAGGACCCGAAGGCGAAGCAGCUGCAGCUGCUGCUCGAGCCCAACCUGGACCGGUACGAGAUUGCCUCGAAUGCGUCCCGCUUUGCCGUCUACCAUGCGGUGCGGUCGAUUGUGCUGGAACGGGAAACCACCACCAGAGCGACGGUCUCGUCCAUGCGAAUAAUCGAUACGGCGCUGGACGAACCAAAGUCGGUCGGUCGGGGCGAGUCCGGUGCGACGCAGCGCGUGCCCCAGAUAGUGCUGGCCGGGCUGGACAGCCUGUACGGCAUCAUAGCGGAAACGCGCCAGAGCCAGCCCCGGAUCGCGACCAAGGCGCUUCGCUCGCUGUACGACAUACUGCAGGGUCAAGAUCCGGAGGGUAUGCGGCACGAGCCGGAUGCCGUGUUUGGUCCACUGUUCGAUUUACUGCUGGAGCUGUCCACCGUCAGCAGCGGCCCGUCGGCGGCAAACGGUGCCUGGUCGUCGCUCGCCUGCUCGACGCUGCUAUCGCUCGCCAUCGCGAAGGGUGACACAGGGCGCAUCGUCCGUGCGGUGGCCGCCAUACUGAUGAACUCGGUGUACGGCAGCAGCACCAGUGGCAACAGCAGCACCACCAGCGGCGGUACGGUGCAGAUGCCGCAGAGUGUCGCAAAGCUGCAGCGCACGAUAUUCUCCAUGGCAACGGGGCGCGCCACCAUUGCGGACUACUUUCGGUGCGGUGUGCCGCGUGGCAGCCUGAUUGGCGAGUUUCGGCUGCCGCUCGAAUCGUCCACCGUGCACUCAGUCGCGUCGGACGGAAAGUUUCUGUACCUGGUGACCGUGAAGGGGCUGCUAAAAAUCGGGUCCGGCUUUAAUGGCACGCAGGAGGGACUGAUCUACGGUGCGGUGACGAUCUCGAACGCCAAGAACGAGCUGCCCGGCUGGAUCGGCUACUCGGGGGGGAAGUUGUACUACGGGCGCAUCAGCAAAAUGAUGGCGUCCAGCAGUGGGUGGACGUUUCAGCUGUACGACCCAACGACACUGACCGCCCUGGGCACGGUACAGACAGCACCAAUACCCGCCUUUCAGCGUCGUUACGGGCAGCUCUUCUCAGACGGUGAUGCAAUCUGUUGGCUCGGUGCGGUGUCCGACUCGAUCCGCGACUCGACCGAGCUGGAUGACCAGGAGGAGGACAUACUCGUGGUAAAGCAACUGUAUCCGCCGGUGGCAACCGGCCCCAACAACAGCUCUACGUCGGCCGGUGGGCAACCGACCGGUGGAGAAAGCCGCCCCGAGCUACGGCUAAAGCUGGCCAAAAACCGGUACCACACGUACGGCUGGGCAGCGUUUGAGGAGGAGCUGGUAGAGAAUGGUAGCAUGGCGGCGCCACCGCCGCCACCGGCCAGCAUCGCCCCGAUGCCCGUGCUGGAAAGCAAUCCGACCGGGGCGGCCAUACAGUCGAUUAGCUGCGGGAAGGAGUUUGGCCUGGUGCUGGUGGACGACGGCAAGGUGCUGUACUGGGGCCGGGGCACCGCGCUCGGGCUGAAAACGUCACCCAACGUGGCCGGUGGUGCGGUCGGCUGCGUGAUGAGUGCACCGAAAGCGACCGUUUCGAUGAAGCUGAGCGAGCUGACGGCACUGCCGAAGGGGGUGAGCUGCUUUCGGCAGGUUGCCGUUGGCCAUGAGGCAAACCAUGGGCUGCUGUUGACGGGGGACGGUACGGUUUACUUUACCGGGACGGCCAAGCGCGGUGAAGACGGUGAGCUGGCUAAGACGAACCGAAGGCAACCGAAAGCCAUCAAGCCGAAGCGAUUGAACAAGCUGGACGGACAGACGAUCACGUUCGUGGCGUGCAAUAAUGGUACAUCGGCGUUUGUGACGAAGGAUGGCAAACUGAUCAUGUACGGCAAGGACACCAAUUACUGUGAACCGAAUGGUGUGGUAGGUGGGCUAACAGAUGUAGUUAUAAGGAAGGUGGCCCUCGGUAAAGCGCACUGCGUGGCAGUCGAUGCACUGGGUCAACUGUACACCUUCGGACUCAACAAUAAGGGCCAGUGUGGUCGCAAGUUUCAGCGAGAACGCAAUGUGGAUGAAUUAGUGACCACCAACAACCAGGCAAAUGCAGGAACGCUAACGAACGGCACCGGAGCCCAAACGCACCCAAACGCUUUAAACACAACCAACUCUACCUGUAACGCGUGCCACUCGGCACCAUCCGCAGCGGCAGCCCAUGCCACCGAUCCGCCGGUCGCUUCGUCCGCUGCCAAAUGUGGCUGCGGCUGUGGCUGCUGCUGCCAUUGUGGGAAUUCGGGUGGAACGGCUGGCGUCGCCGGCACUGCCAACCCGAUCGCUGCCACCAGCAACGAUGCCGACACACCGCGCAUCGUACCGGUGCCACCGCAGCGGGUCGAGCUGCCACAGCACACGGGCAACGGUGAUGCACGGCAGCGGCCCCCGAUCGUAACGCAGAUCGCCUGCGGUCAGCACCACUCGCUGGUGCUUACGUCCGCGGGGGAGGUGUACAGCUUUGGCAGCAACCAGUACGGCCAGCUCGGCACGGGUGAUCUGCAGGCACCGGCCGGCGGUCGACCCCACUUGGUGCGCUUUCCGAACGGAGCCGGGACGAUUGUGUCGGUUGCGGCCGGGAGCAACCAUUCGGUGGUGCUGACGAGCCGUGGGGCCGUGUACACGUUCGGAAACUACCACAAGGGACAGCUGGGUCGGGAAGCGCCGGGCGGAGGGGGCAGAUUGGACGGUGCCGGGGAGGGCAACUUCUUCUGGCACUGUGCGCCCGUGGCGAUCGAAUCGUUCGGGCCGGGCACGGGCCGCCGUGCCUCGUUCAUUGCGGCCAGCGGCGACCAGACGUACAUCAAGGUGGAGGAAUCGCUUAUAAACGGUGCAGCGCUGGCCAAGUAUAGCGUGACGGCGGAUCGGUCAACGAUUUUGCUUAUCCCCAACAAUCAGUCACAUCUGGGUGGCUCAAUUACGAUCGAUCGGCGCACCGGGCACUGCCGGGCGCACAGGAUGAACCAGUUCGAUGCACGUGUUGAGCUGAACGCAGGUGCGCAGGCCGGGUUGAAGGAAGCGUAUCGAAGAAAUCGGUGGCACUUUUCGUUCACACUCGAUCCACUAUUCAACGUCCUGUGGGGUUACGACGCGAUCCGGAAGCGUAUGCUCAUUUUCAAUCCUAUCGCGUCGGAGUUGUUUCGACGCAAGUCCAAGCAGCAGCGCAAGCCAAGCACGCAGCGAGCACAUGAACAGCCAUCCUCCUGCCAGGUGGAUGGUGGGGAGAAGGGCGACCCGGCACGGUACGGGACGCACGAAUCACUGUCCGUGCUGAGUCCGGAGAUAGCGCUUCCGCAGCGGUGGAACGGUUGUGAGGUGCCACGAUUUCAGCUUGCGCUCAAUUUGCUCGCCUGCCUCGAUGUGCUGACGGAGGCUACGGAGCGGCUCGGUGCGACUGGACAGUGGCCACCGUUCGAACCGACGCUGGAUGCGGGUGGUUCGUCAUCCUCGCCGCUCGACGGGAAUGUUAAUGUGAACGCAUCGGAUUGGUUUACAGGGUCUCGCAGUGGUGCUGCAUUUGGCAGUGCCAGUGGACGGCAGGUGAAACUUUGCGACCUACCACCGGAGGACGAUCUACAGGAGGAUGAUCUACCCGAGCACAGGUCGGUACUCCUUACACCUACCUUCGGUUCGGGCAGUAUUGACGAGGAGGUACCCGCCAUUCCCGUGCUGAACCGCUGGAACAUUGGCAACGCCGACAUGUCCGGCAACGGGUUCUCACCUUCAAACGUCGCCAGCGAGGGUCGUUUCCCGUUCCGAACCGGACGCACCAAGGGUUCGACCAGCGAGCAACGCAUUGGCUCUACAUCGAAUGUGCAGUACCGUCGCAAGAAAGGCGGCGGACAGGCGACACCAUGCGGUGGUGCCGCUGGUAGUAAUCAAACGCUCAGCAGCUCCUGCACGGAAGAAAGUGUGAUCGCGCUGUGCCCCAUCUCAAGGCGCUUUGCGACGGGUGUUAAUCGGGAAACGUUUGAAUCGCUUACUGCACUGCUAAGCUGGGCCUGGAACGCGUUCCGCAAUCUGUCGGGCGAGCAGAAGCGGGGCGGCGGUGGAAUGAAGACUUUUACGACCAACCCGAUGACGACCAACAAUGCGGGACUGAUUGGUGAGGCAAAGCUGAUCGUUCGUCUGUCGUUCAUCUGUCGAGUGUGUUUGCGUUUGCUUCGUCGCUAUCUAAAUGCAAUCUAUCAUCCAACCGGAUCUCGCUCCUCCGAAGACGACACUGAUGCUCACAUCGAAGAUCAGUUCCGUUCGGACUUUAGCAAUCCAUUUGGCAACGCUUCACACCCAACGACUGGGUCACCGAUGUCCUCCUCGACAGUCCAUCCGAUGGCAUCGUCGAUGACGGGAACGCAUCAGUCACUGGCGAUGGCCGUGGUCGAGAUACGUACGCUACUGAUCGACAUACUGGCCGAUCGCGUCACGCUGCCGGUGAUGGAACGCUCGAUGAGACGGCGCGUCUGCAAGGCUAAGCGGGAAGUGCUGGGCGAGUGCCAUCGAACGUUUGUGCGCUGCUUUGACAUAUUCUACCCGACGCCUCCGUUGAAGUGGGAAGUCCUGUGUAGACGGCUGCUGUUGCUGCGCGAAUCCGAUCCGGGUGGGAUACAUGGGGGACCAAAGCCACACGUCGACCGGUACCGGUACAGUUACGGCUCCUCGAGCAGUGGCGGUGGUACGGAACGGUGCAGCGGCAGGUUGUUGCUGAGCGCCAUCCUGGCCGGUCUCUGUCAGCCGUCCGUUAAUUUGCGCGUCACGUUCUCCAUUCUGAUGUCAUCGCCGGCGCAAGCGGUACCGACGGGAUCCGCCUCGACCAGCCGGCCUCAAUCGACCGGUUCCGGGGCACUGCUGAUCUCGCGCAAUCGUGACCUGCUGGCGAGUUUAAUCGAGCAGAUGACAAGCACGGUUGGUAGCGGUGGUACGAACAGUGGUGGCGAUGCUGGAGGACAGUCAGGCGUUGUUGGUGUGCCGCAUCUGCCCGACUGGCACUUUCGCGAUGUGCUGGAGCUGCUGCUGGAGCUUGUUUCCGAUCCGGUGCGUCGAAAGUUGGACCGCAUUGGGCGGCAUCGAAGGCGUGGUAGCAGUAGCAGUGGAAGCAGCAAUAGCAACACGAGCAGUGCUAGUAGCUGCCGAAGCAGCGAAGGUGUGGAGUAUGAUUACGAGCUUGACGAUGAUGAAGCAACCGAUGUGGCGGAGGGCGAUGGAGCACCGUUUCCGUAUCGGGCGGAUGAGUAUGACAGCGAACAGGGCGACGGUGGCAAAGGUUGGCCGAUGGCGAAAGGCUACCGGCACGAGUCGCUCACCGAAGGUGACAGCGAAGGAGAGGAUGAGGAUAGCGACCAGGACGAGGGUCAGGAUGACGAUCAGAACCAGGAGCGGCUGCUGAUUCGCAACGGUUGCCGGCUGCUAGCGAAGCUGCUCUCGGAAAUCAUUCACCACGGGUGCGAUCCGGUCGAUCGGGAGCGUGGCGAACGGGGCGGAGAUCAGGAGGAGUCGACCCAGCAACCGGCCACCGAUCUGAUGGUCCCGCCGAUGGCCCCGAUGGGUGGAAGCAAUCGGCUGUUCAGUACGGGCAGUCGCUUCGGGAAGGUGGAUCUGGGGAAGACGUGGAACACGGGCAACUUCGGACCGGAUGCGAUCGCGUUUACCGUCGACCGGGCGGGCAUAUCGAUUGUGGGGGCUUGUGUUUACUCCGGUUCGGGCAGCUACGAGUAUCAGCUGGAGCUGCUGUACGACAGUCACCAUUCGACGCAUUCGCACACCUACUCGCAUUCGCACCGCUGGGAGGUGCUGGAAUCGAUCGUCGGCUCGUACGAUCAGACCGCCGUCCGGCAGCACAUGGCCGAGCUGCGCUUUAACCGCGCGGUACUGCUGAAGGAAACCCAUCGCUACGCACUUCGCCUGUGCAGCCAGGGAGCGAGAACGCUCUCGGGGGACUGUGGCCAAUCGUCACUGCGUGGGCCGUGUGGUACGGUCACGUUUCGGUUCUAUCCGUGCGAUCUUAGCUUCAACGGGACAACGCCGGCCCGGGGACAAAUACCGGCCAUACUGUACUACUGCACGCCGGUCGGUGGUGUGGCGGGAUUCCCGCACGGCGGCACGAAUGUAGCGAAUGGCCGCGAGCUAGGCAACUGCCGUACGCAGGCGCGUGAUUUAGCGCUCGAGGUAGCGCGCGCAAUCGUUGGCCGGUGCCGCGAGCUGCUGACGGUGGCGCACGAGCUAGCGCUGUGGACGUCGGCAUCGCCCGGCAUGCGUGCACCGUCCUCCUCGGAAACGUCCUCCACACCCUCGUCAUCCGCUUCGUCCGGCGUUAUCGGUGGCACGGCGGUUGGUGUGAUGGGAGCAGCCGGUGCAAGUGCGGUUGUAGGCGGCGGUGUGGCCAUCGAUUCCGAGCACAACAUAACACCGAUCGAGGAGCAUAUGGACGUUGGAGCGACGGGGCUGGUCGGGGUGCUUGCGUCCAAUACGGCCGCGACGACGAUUGAACGUACGAGGCGCACGAUCGGCAAGGUACUGCCAAAGGGUUUGCUGGAAACGCUGCGUGGUAGCAGCGGUACGGCCGGCACACCGUACGAUCCGUAUGAAAUCGAUUCCGCCUCGGAAGCAACGGUCGGUGGGAUAGGCGGUGGAGUCAGCGGAAGUGGCGGUGCAGGAAGUGCUGGUGGAAGUGGCGGAGCUGCUGCUGCUGCUGCCGGAGUCGGGAUGUCCGCCGCGAAUGGCAACGAGAUGGAACUACCGGCCGGUGCAGCCUCCAUGGUGCUUGCCGUUCCGAUACGCAAACGCACCGUGUGGGAUCUGUUCCGUGCGCGCACCACCCGCUCGCCCUCGGUCGUGAACUGUCUGUUCCGGUACCUGCUGCCGCUGACGCUGGCCCAGCUGGAGCGUUGCAUUCGCAUGGAUCUGAAGGUGUCGGUUGAGGUGCUGUCGAUGGUGCAGGAGAUACUGCCGCCCAUUACGGCGCUGAACGAGCUGCGCCGACAGCGUGGCAGCGUGGGCAAGUGCUUCGCCCACAUGACGCACAGCAGUGGUGCGGCGGGCAACGGCACGACCAUUACCUCGUCCGCGACGAGCAUGAACACGACCAGCCAGCACUACUGCAUCCUGGAGAGCGACCAUCCGUACAAGACGGCAAGCCUGACGGCGUACCGGGUCCGAUUUCCCGCAACGGUGCGCUGGAUGUGUCUCACGUUCGAUGCGCAGUGCGGCACGGUACAGGAGGAGGACCGUGUGAAGGUGAAAAUUCCUAACCGUCGAAGUGGUCCCGCAAACGAAAAAGACUCACUCGAUGAUUGGUGCACCGUGCGGAUGUAUAAUACAACCGCCCGGUGGGCUUACGGUGGUCCGGGCCGUGCGAUGGUGCUGCCUGGGCGGGAGGUAGAGAUCUCGCUCGAGUCCUGCUCGACGUACGUGAACGAACCGAAGCAGCAGUCGUACGGGUUCAAGUGUCUGGUGAUAGGGUACGAAAAUGCGGAUCAAGUUCCUACCGGUGAACAUGUGGAUGCGCAGGGUAUAAUGGAGCAUGCAGGCGCCGGCACUGCAGCCGGUGGUACGCUGAUCGCGCUGGAGCAUGAGCUGGCCCAUCUGGGUGGUCGGUGUGCGAGGAAUCUUCUCCGGAAGGAGUUGCGUUUCGAUGACGACCCAGACGAUCGACUGACGGAACCGGAAGCGGCCACACUGGAGCGGUACGGGACGACGCUGCUUGCCAAAGGGCUGAUGGUACCGGACGCCAUGCUGACCAUCCGCAACGCACUCGACUGCCAUCUGCCCGUGCUCGAGAAAAACUACGAGAAACAGUUCCUGCGUGACUUUAUCUAUGUAGCGGCUGGUUCACCCGGUGCACGGUUGGCUGCCUGGCUGCAACCAGAAUCCCGGCUAGAUCCCAGUCGGUGUGAAAUUAAAAUUAUUUCCCCCCAAUCGCCACCGCUACGGGCGGGCUGGCCAUCACACUUCCGGCUGGAGACGCGGGAUCAGUACGGGGAGGAGAUAUUCGUUCCCGGCAUAAAGAUCGAAGUAAAGGCAUCCCUGCGCCGUGACACGUCAGUUAGCGCAAUCACGCCAAAAGUGUCGCCCGGAACGCCGACGGCCGCCUCUACCGCGACCGCCGUGCCGCCGUCCGUGCCGUACGAGCCGACGUACAAGGAGAAGGAGAAGAGCUGCCUGCAGGCAAUCAGCGCGAUGCGUCCGUACCACGGCUACUCGUUCGAGGAGCUGCGCCUGUACGCGGCAAGCGUGAGCAGCGCCAGCACCACGACCACCGCCACCACCGAGAUCUUGACGGCGAAUGAUUUGGGUAAAAAUAAGUACGGCUUCGUCUGGACGCCGAUGGUGGCGGGCGCGUACGAGCUUACGCUGCAGAUCGACGGUGUGCCGGUGGUGGUGGAGGACGAGGAGGAAAUCUAUCGCCUCGAGGUGAUUGAUGCGGGUGGCGCUGGUGGCGGAGCGGGUGGUGGUGGCGGUGGGGCGGGUGCUGGUGGUACUUGUGCGGGCGGAAGCGGUGCAUCCGGCGGACUGCCCAAGAUGCUGAACGGUGACAAGGGCCUGGUGAGUGUCGGGCAGGGGCUGAAGAAGGUGCAUCCACCGACGAAGCUGCGUAAAUUUCUGGCCAAGAACUCGGCCGGCUUGCGGGUGCGCCUGCACCCAACGCUGCAGUCGGAGCAGAUCGGUGUCGUUCGUCCGAAUGGAAUUGUCGCGUACGGUGAUGAGAUGGAAAAUGAUGACGGUGUUUGGGUACGGUUGACCGCAGAAUCUAUCCGAGAGCACUGUCCCGCUUCCUGGUUUCCCGUCGAAGCCUGGUGCCUGCAGUACAAUCAACAUCUCGGCAAAACGCUGCUCCACCCAAUCGUGGACACCUGCACGACCAAGGUGCUGCUGGAGCAUACGGCCGCCAAAGAGGAACCCUCGGUAGUGGACGACACGGUCGAGGACAUUGAGGCGGACGACGAUUGCGAGGGUGAAGGUGAAGGCGAGGAGAAUGAAAAUACGAUAAAUUAUGGCGAUUUCCGCAAAGCUGCCACAGCCGCCCUGUCCGAAGUUGUUGGCGGUGGUGCUAAGGCUCUUCAGAAAUGGUUCCACCGAUCCGGCACGGAAGGCUCAAUGAUGGAUGAAACAGGCCCCAACAAGUCACCGCAUCAUCAACCACCGUCGGCCAGUUUGUCUCAGCAGCAACAACCUCAGUCCAACGCACAAACUCAACCACAGCAACCGGAUCUGCAGCAGCAAUCUUUCCAGCAGCAUCUUCCCAAGCGCGCUCUGUCACCUUCGGUCGCGGAAACGUUACGUGCCGUGUUUGCCGCCUUCCUUUGGCACGAAGGGCUCGUGCACGAUGCGAUGGCGUGUGCUUCGUUUCUCAAGUUCCAUCCAACCAUCUCGAAGACGGCUGGGAUUGGGCUUGGGCCCGGUGCGGUUGGAAUGGCCAAUCAGUCCAGCGAAUUGCCCAUCCCGGCGGUGCUAACCCGCGAACAGAAGGUACUGCAGCGCCACUCGGUCGAGUUUUCCAACGCCACGCUCGAUGCGCUGGAACGGAGCGGCAAUCGGUGCAUCAUGAACCGAAGGCAUCGUGGCAUUGGGGGAGGAUUUGCAGCUCUUGAUGGGUCAAAUGGACAGUCGUCGUCGGUCGGUUCCAGUGCGGUACCGCCGGUAGCGUUGCGUUGUCUGGUGCAUCUCUGGGAUCAGUUAGGCUCUAACUUUGUGCAACUGGUCGAAACCAAUUCGAACGACAAGCGUAAUGAUGAUGGGAAGGAAUGUGGUCCCAUUCCAGGUACCGGGUCCGGUACUGGGACGGUAGCAAUUGCACCUUCAAGCGGUGCUCCACUGGUAGCCAGCAAGAGUGGACUCACGCUGGCAGCAACGGCCGGCACAGGUACGACAGCGGCAGCCGCUUCCACAACGGCUCCUGCGAACGGUGCAGCGGCAGACGGCAGUUACUGUGAGCUAUGCCGCACCAUACUUCACUCCAUCCCGGUGACGUACCACAUGCGGCUGGCCCAUCCCGGCUGUGGACGACCGGCCGGUGGUCAAGGCUACAAUUCCAACGGCGUUUACUGUGAAGGCUGGGCCGGUGACUGUGGCGACGGUGGCCAUGGUGUGUCGAGCUGGUAUCUUCUAUGCGAGGCAUGCAGGAAGCGAUACGAAGGUACUACCCCUGUGCCACUUCCGGUCGGACCACAGGCAGCUCUAUCGGCUGCAGCGGAGCGAAGAAACGAACCGCCACGAUCGACACUGCCCUCGGAGCUGUUUGCAAUGAUGAAGGAGAAUGCGUUCUUCUUGCUGGAUCUUGCCCCUGUGGAGUCGUCCGCGUGUAGUGGCAAUGCAGCGGGAAGCAGUGAGGCGUCCCUUACCGAAGUAACGGAUGCAUCGGAAUGGCCCACACCAUCCGAUCGACCAGCCUGCCUCAGUACGUUUGUGGAUUCGGAGGGAGCCGUACAGACGACUGCCCGCUUUCCGAGCGAUGGAACACCGGGCAGCUGCUAUCUGCCCCUGUCCGGGGGUAAGUUUCAUCGCAGCGUCUCGAUGGGACAAGGUGCGGGACCGUCGGUGGUACUGCGCCGUCGACAGCGCCGCGAGGAUGAGCGUUCCGAUGCGAACUUGUUGAACCAUCCGUCGGAGAAUCUGCGCCGGCUGGUGCCGAUGGAUGUUGGUGCGUCACAUGGAGGUGGUGGUGGUGGUGGUGGAGGUGUAGAUGCUGCCGCUGCCACCAACAGCGUCCAGACGGGUCUGCUUGGCCGCCCGGCAAUGGUGUUCAUACUGGAGCGACACAAUUUGGAGCGUUUGCGUCGAUUGCUCAUACGGCAGCUGCGAAGGUCACUGUGCCAUCGGUACAGUCUGCAAGGCUUUAACUGGCUCGUUCGGCAGCUAACUGAACCGAUUGGGCUGCAUGACGUCAUGUGGUGGUUUGUGUCGGCCCUGACGACGUGCGAUGCGGAUGCCGAUCCUACUGAUGCUGACUCGGAGUUGGGACUGGAGCAUCCCGCCAGCAGUUGUGAGGGUCAUCUCGGGCGUGGCAUUUCGCGUGCCCUGCACGCCUUCCUGUCGACCGUGUCUGAGUUGACGCUACACUUCCCGCUUGGAUCUCCACUGCAGCGCAUGGCCGUCCAGUGCUUUGGAUUGCGCUUCGUUCCAUCCGAUCAUCAGUUUUUGCAUCGUGUGAACGUGUUUGGAAACAUCUCGCGUAUCCUCUCGAAAGCGGAAGAGGAAGAGGAGCGAGCACUGGAGGCCCAGUCGGUACGGGAUCAUCUGCUCGGGGGGUCCGAUGAGGCACCGAUCGAAGUAACGCUCUUCCAGGAUGUUACCGAUCUUUAUGAGCUUACGGUUUCUUCGCGUCCCGCACUCGCACAAGCACUGCUGGACAACUCCACGGAAACGUUCUGGGAGAGCGAUGAGGAGGACCGUGGAAAACCGAAGACGAUCGAGCUGAUACCGGGAGGACGUGCGGCAGGCUCUGCAGCACCCGGAAACGGAUGUCAGCUAACGCUGAUUGCUGUUCAUGUGGACAACAGUCGAGAUGUUGCGUGCAAGGUAACAUCCCUGUUGCUUUACGGAGGCUCCCAUCUGAACAGCGUCACCGAAACUGGGGAACUCUCACUACUGCGCACGAUCGAGAUCGAUCCGACUGCCUGUGCCUGGCAAACGAUUCCAAUAGCCAGCAGUGCAAACGGCAACACGCCCACCUCCGGGCACUAUCGUCUCGAGAUACGAGGCCCGGAUGCGACACUCCGCAUCCGGCAGGUGAAGCUGUACGGAACGCGCACGGGACAUUCGGCCCCAGCGCCCAUUCCCACUCCCCGGCAGGUACAGUCGCGUCUGUGCGAGCAGGAAACGCUGCGCGUAUUCCGUCUACUAACGGGGCAAGUGUUUGGGAAACUGUUGGAAGAAACUUCCACACUGAUCGGGAACGGUGGUAACGGUGGAGCUGCUGGUGGAAACGGGGCAGGAGCAAAUGCAAAUAGUAGCAGUAACGGCGAUGCGUGCAGUACGGAGCUGUCUCCGUUGCCAUCGUUGUCCGAGUCGAUACACGAUUUGCGCGAACAUGCGGUCGGUAUCCUGUUUAGUCGGCGCAAGCUGAGCCACCUGCAGAAGCAAAUAAUCGUGCACGUGGUGCAGGCAAUAGAGCGCGAAACGGUGAAGGCCCGGGAUGCCUGGGAGCUACUGGUCGCUGGGGAACCGGCCAACACCGCCACCACGUAUAAUGAUGCGUACUGCUUCGAGAUGCUUAGUAUGGUCCUGGCACUUUCGGGAAGUUCCGUCGGGCGCACAUAUCUCUCCCAGCAGCAUCAUCUGCUGAAGGAUCUACUAUCUCUUGCCCACACUGGCAGCGAUCGUGUGCAGCGUCAGGUGACAGCACUGAUUCGUCGCAUUCUACCCGAACUUCCCUCGGACGGUGCUGCUCACAGUACGGCGGACAGUGCAAUCACCACCAACCAUUCCGUCGAUACCGAUUCGGAGGCCCUACUAGACGUGCUGCUAGCACUGAUCGCAAAAUCGCUCCAGGUGCAGGUGAAGGUAAAGAAUGGUUCGAACGGGAAUCAUCAAAGUGCUUCUGCUGCUGCUGCUGCUGCUGCGCCUCCAUCAUCGCUCGGCACCACCGUCGUUAGUUUGGGCAGCGUAACGUCAUCAUCCUCGGCCUCGCAGACACUAGCGACCGGCACUGGGAGCGUCAGUCGUUUGCAGCGGUAUCGCUGGUACCUGCGCGGCUCGAUAGCGGCCAAGCAGGCGGAAAGCAUUAUCGCGCUCGUACGCGAUAUGGCCAGUGGAAAGCUGUCCGAGCGGUGGGCGACGGCAUGCCGGGCAGCGGUGGCAAGCUGUCUGCUCAAUGUGACCCAACUGGAGGAGGAGUUCCGACGCAGCGCUGAUGCUUGCAUCCGUACCGCUACACUUUGGUUGGCCUUAGCUGCGCUCUGCGUGAUAGACCGUGAGCAGAUAGAUCGAUUGUCUUCCAACCAAUGGCACCGGCAGUCGGAAUCGAACAGACCGUUGUGCAGCAAUCAUGACGAUGAGGUUACCUACGCCGUUCUUAACUGCGCCCUUUGCGGUUCGCUCUGUGCCGAUUGUGACCGUGUGCUGCAUCUGAACCGUCGCGCACGAAGCCACCAUCGAGCGGUUUGCAAGGAGGAACAGGACGCAAUACGCGUGGAGCUGCACGAAAGCUGCGGCCGGGCCAAGCUCUACUGGCUGUGGGCGGUGGUCGAUUCGCGCACGCUCAAGGGUAUGCUCGAGUUUCGCGGGCACGAUCCGGCUGCCGGCUGCGCGACCGUACCGGUCACGGCGACCGGCGUCGGCGUGUGCCGGUUCUGUGGCGCUACGGGAAGCAGCGGCCUGCUGGCGCUGGGCAACAUCUGUCCCGAUGCGCAGUGCCAGGAGUAUGGGGCAGUGUCCUGCACCAAAGUGCAUCAGCGCUGUGGGCACGCGUGCGGUGGCAUACUGAAUGAGGGCCAGUGUCUGCCCUGCCUGGUGCCGAACUGUCAGUCCGAGGCGGGGGUAGUAGACCCGCCGGGCGGGCAGUACGCGCAGCCCCGGCUGACGCAGGACGGUGAGGACAUGUGCAUGAUCUGCUUCACGGAAACGCUCGGGACGGCACCGUCGAUUCAGCUGCGCUGUGGCCACGUGUUCCACUAUCACUGCUGCAAGACGGUGCUAAUGAGACGUUGGAACGGGCCACGGAUUAGUUUUGGCUUUGCGCAGUGCCCGAUCUGUAAGGUGGAUAUUGAGCAUCCGUCGCUGGAACCGUUUUUGGCGCCGAUUGUCGCACUGCGGCAGGACGUGAAACGAAAGGCAUUGAUGAGACUCGAAUAUGAAGGACUGGCAAAGGCGGUUACUGCCGACGGAACAGACCCCACUCGGUACGCGAUGGAACGGUACGCGUACUACGUUUGCAGUCAGUGUGGAAAGGCAUACUACGGCGGUGAGGCACGUUGCGAUGCCGAGCUGGGCGAAAACUUCAACCCGCAGGAGCUCGUUUGUGGCGGGUGCAGUGACGUUUCCAAGGCGAAGAUGUGCCCCAAGCACGGUAUGGACUUUCUCGAGUACAAGUGCCGGUACUGCUGCUCGGUGGCGGUGUUUUUCUGCUUCGGCACGACUCACUUCUGUGACACGUGCCACGACGACUUCCAGCGCUUGACCAACCUGCCGAAGGGGAAGCUGCCGCGCUGCCCGGCUGGCCCGAAAGCGACUCAGCUGACCGGUGAAGAGUGCCCACUGCACGUGGUCCAUCCGCCGACGGGGGAAGAGUUUGCGCUGGGCUGUGGCAUCUGCCGCAAUGCGCAAACGUUCUGAAGAGAGAGGUAUGUAUGAGUAUGAGUAGUUAUGCAUAAUGUUAAGGAGGUGAGGAACGUUGGUAGGACAAAGUUUAUACUGCUAUUGCACUGCACACAUGACGCUUAGCAUUUGGCUGAAGUCUGUCGAACCAUAUUUAUAUAUAAUAGGGUAUACACAAACACUAUAUUUAUAUACUUAAAUCAAUCAAAACCGCAUUAGAUAGGAUACGUGGAAGCGGGGGCAGCAGACUGUAACGAUUACGAUUUGAUAUUUUUGAGUUUUGAGCCUCCAGUCCAGGGACGAGUCCAUUGUGUAGGGGUGGGCCAGCAGACUACAUUAGCAAUACAUUCCACGCUACGAUUUCUAUACACUAGAUCGCAAAGUGAUUUUAUACAAGCUGCUCCACCAACCACAGAUUCCACAUCCAGAGAACGUCCAGAACAGCUACCAAGCUAAAUGCUCUCCUGUUUUUUGUAUGGUAAGAUGUACACGUAGUAUUUAUAUGUUGCGACAAGCAAAACAAGCUAAAGGGCUAUGAGAUGAACAUAUGACAAAUAUUGCUUAGAGUCUCUGAUACACCGUUUUCCCGUUUUACCAAAGAAUCUGUCUAGUCAAUUUAAGUUAAACUCUUAUUAAUGUAGUAGUGGACGAGUUUAGACGAGCGUGGUAGUAUUGUCGUGUCGUAAUAAUAUCCAUCCACAAGAGAGAAAAAAAAUGUAUUAACCCCUAAUCAGGAUCUCAUUUGCGAUAUUAAAAGCAUUGGAAUACCUAUAAAAACACACAAAUACUGCACGCUAGUUGAGCGCAGAGUCGUCGGAGGUUCUUAGAACGUUUAGAGUGCAAAUUGCGGUGCAAUUUUUCACGCUGCCGUGAGAGGAAGAUGGUUUUGGCUAGUUAUAUCUUUUCAUUCCAUCUGAACAAUCUGAUUAUUUAAAUAAAACAAACUUGCUAGUCAAUUGUGCAAUGCUGAUGUAAAAUGUAA
Anopheles arabiensis is the source of this 15467-nucleotide messenger RNA. It is a transcript of the gene hiw, whose product is annotated as E3 ubiquitin-protein ligase highwire. The coding region runs from base 113 to 14503 and encodes 4796 amino acids. The record is from RefSeq and is a predicted model, not a curated record. NCBI's taxonomy places the organism in Eukaryota, Metazoa, Arthropoda, Insecta, Diptera, Culicidae. The transcript is spliced from 19 exons. Gene Ontology annotation, cellular component: nucleus.